Messenger RNA from Hippocampus comes (tiger tail seahorse), 6783 nucleotides. It is a transcript of the gene caskin1, whose product is annotated as CASK interacting protein 1. The record is from RefSeq and is a predicted model, not a curated record. Bases 313 to 5154 code for a protein of 1613 amino acids. The transcript has 24 exons. NCBI's taxonomy places the organism in Eukaryota, Metazoa, Chordata, Actinopteri, Syngnathiformes, Syngnathidae. Gene Ontology annotation, molecular function: protein binding.
GGCCCAGCAGCUCCGGACCGGAGACGAGCGCAUCUCUCGGCGCUGCACCUAGCGAAGGAGGGGUGGGGGGCUGCGAGUACGAAAGCAUCCCUCCAUCCCGACGCGCCCCUCCCUCUCCCCUUCAUAUUCUGCCCCGUCUCAUCCCAUCGUACGCCAGAGCUCCGGGGCUCCCGUCUAGCCGGGGACCAAGAAAGGGGGGAGGAGGAGGCGGGAGUCGAGGCUCGUCGUGGCGCGCUCCCCGCGUGCGAAGCCCGGCCUGAAGCGCCCCUCCGUCGGAACAUGUCGCGGGAGUAGUACGUCUCAAAGCGGAAGAUGGGGAAGGACCAGGAGCUGCUGCAGGCGGUCAAGACCGAGGACCUGCUCACCGUGCAGAAGCUGCUGCAAAGGCCCCGGCCAGGGAAAGCAAAGUUACUUGGGUCUGCAAAGAAAGUCAACGUCAACUUCCAGGACACGGAUGGAUUUUCCCCUCUGCAUCAUGCGGCCCUCAGCGGGAACAUGGAACUUAUUACACUGUUGCUGGAGUCACAGGCAGCUGUUGACAUCAGAGACCAGAAAGGUAUGCGGCCACUGCACUACGCAGCCUGGCAGGGGAAGGCGGAGCCUAUGAAGAUGCUCCUCAAAUCCGGUUCGUCGGUCAAUGUCCAAUCAGACGAAGGGCAGAUUCCGCUCCACCUGUCGGCGCAGCACGGCCAUUACGACGUGUCUGAAAUGCUACUGCAGCACCAGUCCAACCCCUGCAUUGUGGAUAACGCGGGCAAAACACCUCUGGACCUCGCCUGUGAGUUCGGCAGAGUUGGGGUUGUCCAAUUAUUGCUGUCGAGUAACAUGUGCGCCGCUCUGCUGGAACCCAAGAAAGGAGAUACCACGGAUCCCAACGGCACGUCUCCUCUACAUUUGGCUGCCAAGAAUGGACACAUUGACAUAAUUAGACUGUUGAUCCAGUCGGGAAUCGACAUCAACCGACAGACCAAAGCGGGCACUGCCCUGCAUGAGGCGGCCCUCUGCGGCAAGACCGAGGCCGUCCGACUCCUGCUGGAAAGUGGUAUCAACGCCACGGUACGAAACACCUAUAGCCAGACUGCGCUGGACAUCGUGUAUCAGUUCACUGCAACCCAAGCCAGCAAAGAAAUCAAGCAACUACUCCGGGAUGCGUCCGCGGCUCUUCAGGUUCGGGCUUUGAAAGACUACUGCAACAAUUACGACUUAACCAGCCUCAACAUCAAAGCGGGAGACGUCAUCACGGUGUUGGAGCAGCACCCCGAUGGACGUUGGAAAGGCUGUAUCCAUGACAACCGAACCGGAAAUGAUAGGGUGGGCUACUUCCCCUCCACCAUGGUGGAAGUCAUCAGCAAACGAACAGGUUUGGCCAGCACAGUCAUUUGCACUCAACAGUUUCAAAAGAUACCGCUGGUUGCCCCGGCGACGGUUGCCCCCGCCAACGUGGUAGUCAACGGCAACGACACCACGUUCCAUCAGAUCCAUAUCCUGCCUCCACCGCCUCCUCCUCCACCACAUUCCCAUCAGCCACUGCUUCCACUUUUCACUUCCUUUGGCUAUAACAGGUCGCCCGUGACAACCCCACAGGGAGACACCCCCACUGCCCCAGGUUGCCGCGGUUCAGAGGCAAGUCCUCACGGUUCCCCCACCACCUCCUGUGGGCCCCACGGAGGCUCCAAUGAAGAUAUCUGGGUACUGCGCAAGCCUGUGGCAGGUGGAGACCGCAGCAGUUUAGGGAGUUCUGGCAGCGUGACCAGCGUGAGGUCAUCAGGCAGUGGUCAGAGUGCUGGAAGCGCCGCACACAUCCUCCAUGCACAGGCCGAAGGGGUGAAGCUUCUCGCCACAGUCUUGUCUCAAUCCGCCAAAGCCAAGGAACAUUUACUGGAGCAGUCCAAGUCUGUCGACCAGCCCGCAGUAGGUUCCGUCGCUUCUUCUCGGACAUCGAGCCUAUCGGGCUGCCCUCUCCACGAAGCGCCGCCUUAUGAUGCCGCAGCCAACAGGAAGGGGGAGGCGCCAGGCGAGGGGAAGAGCUCAGAGGCAGUUGUCCAAUGGCUGAGCGACUUUCAGCUGCAGGUCUACGCUCCCAACUUCCUGGGCGCUGGGUAUGACUUGCCCACAAUUAGCCGAAUGACCCCCGAGGAUCUGGCAGCCAUUGGAAUUACUAAACCAGGUCACAGAAAGAAGAUGACAACAGAGAUCAGUAAACUGAGCGUCACAGAGUGGCUGCCUGAACAGAAACCUGCCAGUCUCGGAGAAUGGUUAUGCGCUAUUGGUCUGAGUCAGUACCACCAAGUAUUGGUGCAGAAUGGUUACGAGAACAUCGACUUCAUCACAGACAUCACUUGGGAGGAUCUACAGGAAAUUGGCAUCACUAAACUGGGCCACCAGAAGAAGCUGAUGUUGGCAGUGAAGCGACUAGCCGAAAUGCAGCGCAACUCCGAUGGACGCGGUUCCCUCAGAAAGAAACCCCCGCCAAUCACGCAGCAGCAGGAAGUGAUGUCAGUGGAAAGCCCACCGCCAGAUGGUGAGUUAACAGAUGCGAUGUCUCCAAAAAUGAGCACCUUCCAGGACAGCGAGUUGAGUAGCGAGCUGCAGAAUGCCAUGACCCAUUCAGCUCAGGAGGUCAAAGCGCAGCCAACGCGCAGUCUCAACAAGGAUCCCGAUGAGUUCAACUCCGGAGGAGCCGGACCGCCGAAGAAGGAGGCGAGAACAAUGAGGCAGCAAAGCUGUCAAGGAAGCGCCUCCUCCCACAGAAGCGGCGUGUCCUCUCAAGGCAAACACCGUCACUCCCACUCUCACUCUCAGCCCGCCCCUCCCUACACGCCGCCCCACACCCCAACCAAGACCAGGACGUCAUCAUCGUCUUCCGCCUCCUCUGUCCAGAGCACGUCCUCUCCCCAGUCCAAACACAGGGUGUCCCCCCAGUUCACGCAAGGGGAAACGCCUCCGCCGCCGCGCUCACACCCUCCUCAGUCUCCGAACCAUCGUGGCGCUCCGGUCCAGUCGCCCCAGCAGAAUCGAAUCCACCAUCAGAACCAGCCGCACGAGAUGGGGGAUUGUGCGCAACCGCCGGCGCCGCUGCUCCGCCUCCCGCCCGAGGAUGAGCUUGCAGAUGGCGAUGAAGCGGAUCCCUCCGUGCUCCAGAAGAAACGGGCCAACAGUCUCAACCGGCAUGCCGCGUCAGAUGGCGAGUGUGACGAAAGGACGACGGCCGGAAAAGGACGGCCUGGGGAAGGGCAGACCGCCGCGGGCCAAAGCUCAAAUGUUAGAGCAGAAGGCGGUAAAUAUGCCACGGUCACCCACCGCGUCGGCCGCAGCCACUCUGUCCGCAACCAGGACAAAACCGUUAGUCGCAAUCAGCCGCAGUCCAUCACUCUGCGCCAGAAGAAAAAAGGGCCUCCCCCGCCACCUCCCAAACGCUCCAGCUCGGCCAUUUCAACCUCGAACUCCAACCUCGCGGAAGGGAGCGCGCCACUGCAAGUGCCGACGACCACCGACGGCAUGCUGGAUGUGCCUUACCACCAACAACGGCGGGCCAGCGACUUGGGGGUUUCCGUUGAAACGGGAGCCGUGGACACAAACAGCAUGGGAAGCGUGAGGAGCAUUGCCGCCAUGCUGGAAAUGUCUUCUAUAGGGGGCGGAGCCAAAGGGAUGGCCCUGCAAAAGAACUUCCUGCAGGCGGGGAAAACACGUGAAACCAUCGGUCUGGACGGUGAAGUCGUGAACCGACGACGGACCAUUAGCGGGCCCGUCACUGAGCUCGUGGCAGCCGCGAGGCGCGACCAGCCGACACUGUCUGUCGUCUCCCAGCCUGAAUCCUCCCCGCCCCCUGUAACGUCAUCCUCCCCCAAUCCAAGCCCCGGAGCAAGUGGGAGUUCUUCGGAAAACCUGCCGUUUGCGGAGGAGGGAAGCCUGACUAUUCGCCGACAAGGUCGAGGAGAAGGACAGUGUGUAUUUUGUGUCUGUCUGCAGAGCGACGGCGAGGGACCGCAGAGAGACGCCACCAGGUACACUCAGGAAGACAUCUCCCGGGUGGAAGCCACGGCAACCUUAAAGCGCCGGCCCCGCAGCUCCAAGACCCACCCCAACGGCUCCGGCUUCACCCUCCAGGAGUCGUCCACCGUCAAACGCAGACCCAAGAGUCGCGACAAGGAACCGGAGGGAUACGCGGACCUUGCGGGACCGAAUGGAGAUCCCCUGGGUCGCGAGCCGCCCAACACCACGCAACCGCUACCUUACCAGAACGGCACGGCCACCGUGAAGCGCCGGCCCGUUUCUGACGUCGGAGUGACGGAGCAACCGCAACCGCAGCCCCAACCGCAAUGUCAACCACAAACUCAACCGCAAGAUUAUCCGCAAUCGCAAGCGACUGCUGCUUCUCAAAGGGACUCUUUGGACAAAGGAGUUCCUGUGGGCAGUGAAGAAGCGCCAUUGAAAAAACCAAAGCCGCCGGUCUCCCCGAAGCCAGCCGUGGCGCAGAUCAAGAGACAAGGAGUCCCGCAGAACAGCCCGCAGCCAGCCUCUAGCAAAAGAGUGCCUCUACCAGGACCGGGCACGCCUGGCAGCCCAGUGGAAGGAAAAAAGAUCCCUCCUCCAGUCUCACCAAAACCCGCCCCGCCACCCACGGCGCCGAAGCCGGCCAAACUGAUCCACUCCAUGACCAGCCCCCCUUCCCCGACCCCGGCCACGCCUCCGGCAAAGCUGCACCCUAGCGUGGCCCGGCAGAGCAGCUCGCCGCCCUCGCUCCCCAAUUCCGACACCCCCAGCCCACCGAACGUCAAGUUACCAAGCCCGUCCGCGCAGAGUCCGCAUACCCCGCAGACGCCCACCACGCCGCAGACUCCUCAGACCCCCGCCACUCCCAGCCCGCCAGUCAAGCCCCCUCGCUCUUCCAUCGGUGGCGUAUCUGUGGACAGCGGGAUGACGGCCGCGGGGAUGAAUACGCCGACGUCCUCGGCAACGGACUUUGGUGUGGAUUCUUUGGUGCAUCAGAAGCUGGAGGAGACGAGCGCGUCGCUAGCUGCCGCCCUGCAGGCCGUCGAGGACAAGAUCCUGCGGCAGGAGGAUUCGGAACAAAAAACCACCGUGAGCAUCCUCGACGACAUCGGCAGCAUGUUCGAUGACCUGGCCGACCAGUUGGACGCCAUGUUGGAGUAACCGGUCGGCAUGUCGCCUUGGCAACGCUGCACCCGAAGCGACUCAGAUGGACACAACGGGCAAUCCGGCUCCCUGUCCCUUUUGUCGCUCUUUCUCGUCAGCCUUCGCCGAUGGACUUGGCCCCUCUUCCUGUCUUCUGCGCCUCCUGUCCGUCCAGCGCUGCUCGGGGGAAACCUCCGAUCCUCCUCUACAGGCGGAGCGAGGGGAAAACAAUACACAGGAAGAAGAAGAGCAACAAGGAGAGGGAGCCUGCAAUCAAAAUAGGUGUCAUCCUUUUAGACUUCAAACUAAUAGCGAUUGAAAAAGCAACAGUGUGAUGACCCGUCGUAUGGUACGUGUACAUUCUAAGCAUGGAGAGUUUAUAUCUACUGAAAAAGUCCUGCAUUAGCACAGUGCUAUAUAAUCGUCUACAGAUAAUUAUGACGCUCUCGCUCUUUGGAUCGAUGUCUCGGUUAUGUGUGGAAUUCGGACCUCUGGUGUUUUGACCAUGUAGAACGAUGUAAUCUCUGACCAAUACCAGACCGGUUAGCUCCUAAAGUGUGCGUGUGUGCGUGUGUGCGUGCGUGUGUGUGUGUGUGUGUGUGAGAGAGAGAGAGAGAGAUUGGUAGGUGUGCAUAUGUGCGUCAGGAUUUGACUUUGCGUUUUGAUUUCCUUGACCUCACCUUUAACGUACCCACUCACACGUGCAAACGUGGAGAAGCACAAGAGCCCGUGCGGUUCGCUCACACACGCGCGGGCCCCCGUACACAGGAGCCUGCACAAUUAACGGAUGGACCUGAGCGAAUCGAGGGCUACAGCAGGUUGUCCUUGAGAAAUAAAUGUGAGGUUUUACAAAGAAAAAGAUUGUGGGAUGCAUUUCAAAAUGAUCAUAAAAUACAAAGUGAUUAGUUCAAUGCAGGUGAAAGGCAGCACAGUCGCCGUGAAGCUUCAGCUGCGGUUUCACCUCAUCACCGACCCCUGCUGAUAUUAUACGGAAGGGUGAGUGAUGCAUUUUUUUUCUUCCAAUUUCUAGUCUAAAAGCGUUCACGUGGUAGAUCGAAGGCGGCUUUUAAGCCAGUCAUGCGGAGAAGGAGAACACAUUUCACUCACACUUUUUCCAUAAGACUGAAUUGAAUUUACCGCAUUGGUACACCUUGACAUAUCAUUUCAUACUACACGUGCAAAUUGGUCUUUGUGACCAAAUUGGCUGUUUGCCCAACUGAGACGAAGUCCAAGGACUCUGUUUUUGCCGAGAGCGCAUCUGUGAUCCUGAUUUUUGUGCCAAUUUGGCCAACCGUGUUUUUUUUUUUUCCAAGCUGGGCAGCAGGGAGAGCUUCUUGGAGAUGCGCCUGUGGAAUGACAAUUUGCUGGUGGAAAGUCAGUCCAAACUAACACAUGCUCAGACCCCGUCUAAGUGCUCAAACUCUAAUCUGCCAAAUUACCAAACGCACGGUCUAGGUUAGACUGCGCUCUGAUGAAAGUGAAAAAUGGAAACUUCGAAGAGAAGCCGAAUACCGUCCUUGUAUGCUAUUGAACUUUGUCAAACUGUGUUUUAGUAAGCACAGACUAAUCUGGUAACAUUGGUGUUCUGAACAUAUUUCAUGUCCGUCAGACUUUUUGAUUUCUAAUGUAAAAUAUUCUCAGAUUGGA